CGAUACUUUCGUCAGUAUCGCUCAUCCGUAUUAAAUAGUCAUGCAAAGAGGGAAUUUGUAUCUGAUAAAUCCCUCCACUUUUAACAAAAAUGAGUGACAUCUUUCUCAGCUAUUUUUGACCUCAAAUGAGCUCUAACUGUAAACCGGAGGAAACGCGAAAAAUUGGAUCGAACAAAGAUGGCGAUUGGAUCUGUCAGGAUACUGAAUGCAAAAACUUGAAUUUCGCCCGGCGAAAUCAAUGCAACCGAUGCGGCAGAGAACGUCCUUUGGAGAAAAUUAUCAGUAACUGCAAUGCGAGUGGUGAGUCCCAAUCUGGAAACAAGAAAAAAGUUGGAAUUGAAAUUGGAAAGGCAGCUGCAGAAAAAUCCCGAGGAUUGUUCAGUGCUGAAGAUUGGCAGUGCAGUAAAUGUGCUAAUGUAAAUUGGGCUCGAAGGCACACAUGCAACCUGUGUAACGCACCACGGUUUUGUGAAGUAGAGGAACGAACUGGAUAUGGUGGAGGUUAUAAUGAUCGUGGAGUGGUGGAAUAUAAAAAACACGAAGAAUCCGAUGAUGAAUAUGACGAAUUUGGACGCAGAAAAAAAAGAAACACAAUUUCAGAACAUACAACUACCAAUCAUCGAGAAGCUUUGUUUGAAAGGUCGUACAAAAAAUCAACCAGCAACGAUAAUGAUGACGAUGACGACGAUGAUGAUGAAGAUGACGAUAAUGAGGACCUUUCGAAAUAUGAUUUAUGGGGAAAUGAUGAAGAAGACAAAACAGUUCAACUAAGACAAAAAGUUAAGAAUCAUUCGAGUUCUAGAUCAUCGCCAACGUCCUCUCGAUCUAGAUCGAAAAGCCCUAACCGUCACAAUCGCGAUAGGAAGCAACCCAAUUGUUCUGGUAUAAGACAUUCACGCUCGAGAUCGCGGUCACCUUCAUACAGAAAGCCAUAUCGGCGUUAAAUCUGCCACCUAAAACGCAAAAAGGUUAAAGAAAAGCCUUUUUUGCAGGAAUAUUUUACAUAACCUUUAGUUUUUGUAGUCGACACUGAAAGCUCCCGUUUCACUGAUAAAAAAAUAUUCCAUCGUUGACUCAGUGAUACGAUCAAAGAUUAUCUUAUUAGUUUUCUAAAAAUGAUUCAGUUUUGUAUUAGUCAUAAGUUUCAUUAUAAUAAAUUGCAUUUAAUUAUCUAA
Molecule: messenger RNA, 1175 nt
Organism: Wyeomyia smithii (pitcher-plant mosquito)
Lineage: Eukaryota; Metazoa; Arthropoda; Insecta; Diptera; Culicidae
Product: zinc finger Ran-binding domain-containing protein 2
Exons: 5
Coding region: 126-944 (272 amino acids)
Biological process (GO): RNA processing
Molecular function (GO): RNA binding; lipopolysaccharide binding
Source: RefSeq, a predicted model, not a curated record